AUGAAGCUCCUCCUGCUGUGGGGCUGCCUCUUGCUCCCAGGGUCUGAAGACCUGAAGGGGCCAAAGGAGAUCAGCAGGUUUGAAGGUGACACUGUGUCCGUGCAGUGCUCCUACACGGAGGAGCUGAAGGGGCACCAGAAAUACUGGUGCCGGAGGGUCGGGAUCGUCCUUUUCCGUUGCUCGGGCACCAUCUACACGGGAGAAGAUGGCCAGGAGGUGACACAGGGCAAGGUGUCCAUCCGCGACAGUCCCCAGGAACGGACAUUCACUGUGACCCUGAGGGACCUCACCCUGGAGGAUGGUGGGAAGUACUGGUGUGGGAUCAAAAGACUGGGCUUCGAUAAGACUUUGCUCAUCUCUCUAGUCGUCUUUCCAGGGCCCUGCUGUCCUCCCUCCCCUCCUACCUUCUUCCAGCCUCUUGCUACAACAAGCCUCCAGCCCAAGGCAAAAGCUUGGCAAACCCAGCCCUCAGAAUUGACUUCUCCUGGUCUCCACCUGAGAGUCAUCACAGCCAAGCAGGGGAAGACAGGGGCCGAGGCCCCUCUAUACACAGGGAUCACCUCCCUGUACACGCAUGCAAGACCCUCCCUAUACACAGGAGCCUCUCCUCACGCAGCGACUGCUCCUCACACAACGACCUCUCCUCAUGCAGCGACCUCUCCUCACACAGCAACCUCUCCUUAUGCAGGGAGCUCCCACUUGGCCACACAGCUGGACUCCACCUCGGCAAAGGGCACCAGUCCCAUCCCCAGCAGCAGCAGCUCCAAGUCCAGGGUGUCCGUCCCAAUGGUCCGCAUCUUGGCCCCAGUCCUGGUGCUUCUGGCCCUUCUGCUGGCCACAGGCCUGGCUGUCCUCGGCAGUCACAUGCUCCGCCAGAGGAAGGAAGCUCAUCUAGCCAUGGAGACAGAGAACCAGAAGGUCCACCUCUCACACUUGGUAAGGAAGGAGGUGUCUGGGAACGCCUGGGUCCCAGAGUAUGCUGUGAUCAACCUUGCUGAAACCUCAAGACCCACUGGGCCUUGCGCCAGCCAUGAGCCCUCUGCCCCUCUUAACACGGACAUCCGGUGCCUAAGCCAGACUUCACAGGAAGAGGAGGCCCCUUCCCGGGACCCUAAGGACGGCAGCCCAGUGCCUCCUCACCACUUGUCUGGGGAGGAGCUGUGUUUCUCUGAGUUCAUCCCUGUGUAG
Messenger RNA from Orycteropus afer afer, 1188 nucleotides. The record is from RefSeq and is a predicted model, not a curated record. Lineage: Eukaryota; Metazoa; Chordata; Mammalia; Tubulidentata; Orycteropodidae.